Messenger RNA from Bacillus rossius redtenbacheri, 3271 nucleotides. RefSeq lists its product as uncharacterized. The transcript is spliced from 3 exons. NCBI's taxonomy places the organism in Eukaryota, Metazoa, Arthropoda, Insecta, Phasmatodea, Bacillidae. The coding region runs from base 93 to 800 and encodes 235 amino acids. The record is from RefSeq and is a predicted model, not a curated record.
UAUCACAAGACUUUGUUACUUUUUAUCGCUUUCGUGUUGUGUUUGGUUCUUGGAUUAUAGGUUAGCGUUUUUAGAAGUGUGAAGUGAAGAAAAUGAGUUUCAAAAGGCAAACAGCUAACAAAAUAAUCCUUCUAAACAAAAUCAAAGACUCCAGAGAUAUCUUAUUCGGUGCCUUUUCAGACAAAUUAACCAAACAAAAUAAGAUGUCAGCAUGGCAGGAAAUUCGCGAUUUUGCUGCUUCUCUAGGAGUGAUUUCUGAAAACAAAGAUUGGACCUAUGUUCGUGAUGUGGUGUGGCAAAAUCUGAAGAAAUCUACAAUGGGCAAAGUGGAUAAUUCCAAAAAAACUGGAGCAUCUGGUGGAAUUGAUGUCAAGCUGACGGACGUCGACAACAUCGUGCUCGACAUUGUGGGACGAGAUUCCCCAGUUGUGUGCAGUCUUGAUGUACCAGAAACGUGGGCCAUUGAACAAGAAUCUAGGGAAGUCCCUGUAAAUUCAAGUUUUCAUGCGAGUAGUAUGAUGGUCGAAGAUCUUUUGUUGACUCCUGCAAGUCUCGAUGAGGAUGGAGGAACUCCAACAAGUAAAGCUGCAAAGAGAAAACGCACCAACAAGUUUCAAGAAGAGGAAGAAUUUCUGCAAGAGAAGAGAAAACUUCAACUGGAAUUUCUUAAAGUGCAGAUAUACAAAACUAAAUUGGAUAUAAUGUACCGCGAACGACAGUUGAACUUGCAAUGUUCUGAAUUUACAAACAACAUUGAAAGUGUUGGUGAAAUUGAGGAAAAUGUUUUGUAUAAUGAAUGAUCCAGCCUAUUUUAUAUUAAUAUGUAUAUUUUUCAAUAUUGAUAGAGAGUAUUUUACAUUGUCCUUGCAAUAUUUUUAUAAAUAUAAUUUGUAUUUAUCUUUAUAUACUGUUGCUUAAUGAUCAAGGUAGAUAUAAAAUUUCAUGAUUGUAAAAUAAAAGUUUAUAUCACUAAUUUUUUGUUAAAUUUCAAUUACAGCACCUAUGUAUUCAUGUAGUUAAACUUUAAUUACAGCACGUAUGUACGCAUUCAUGUAUAGUAUUUGGUUUGCUAUGUAAGCUUUGCUAAAUUUGGUAAGAGCUUACUUUUCACAUAGUAUUAUAUGCAUUUAUUGUACUUAUAAAACAUUGUGCUGUGUAAAUAGUAAUAAUACACCAUUUCUUACAGUUUAACAAUUCUGUAAAGAACAGAACACUAUUGUUGAAUAUACAUCAUGUACUUUCAUUUUUAAGUUAUGUAGUUACAAAGAUUGUUAUGCAAUAAGGAUCUUCUUUGAAAAGCCUCACUCAAGUAAAUGAAAAAAAAAAAAAUAAUUUAUCAUAACUUUUUCACAGACACUAAAAAUUUGCAACUUUUGAAGCCAACCUAUGGCAUUUUGCCUUGCUUAUAUUAUACACUGUGCCAUAAGUAAGAUUGCACAAAUUUAGAAUUAAAUACUAUCUACAAAACCAUUGGACAGCACAACAUGCACUUUAUUGCCCAGAAAAUUUUGUUCAUAUGGGAUGUCUAGAGAUAAAAAAUAAUUUUGCUUAUACAGUGACUAAGAGACAAAAAUAAGUGUAGGUUUUAUUACAAAGAAAAAUGUUUUUCAGAUGUGAGUAGACUUAUUUUUAUGAAACUUUCAGUGUGAUGAACUUGGCCAAUAUGUUGCAAGAAUUUUCAUCAAUUCCAUCUGUUUUUGUUGUUUAUGAUCAUCACAACACCUAAUGCUGAUCCUGCAAGGGUACAUGAGAGUUGUCAGAUUUUCGAAAGUAGAAAUAAAUAUUACCACAGUUAUAACUAUGUUAUUAUGCACAGUAUCAGUGUACGUUCUUUUUUUUACCAGAACUGCUAUGCGUAAAAUACAUAAUGGUAAAUAAAAUCAGUAAUAUUUUUAUUACAUAGUAGCUAUACUAAUAAAAUUAAUAGAACCAGCACUUUCGUUAUAUGUACAAUCUAACUGUAAUUAAUGACUUGCAAGUAUCUUUGCACAUAUUAAAAUCUCAUGAACACAAAACAAAAUACAAAAAUCUGCUGAUAGCUACAUGUAAAUGUAUAGUUACAAUUAUUUACUCCAAUCAGAGAAAAGGACUUCACAUAUUAUAAAAGGGCUGGUAAAAAAAUACUUGACAUGAUGAAAUAAUGGGUUCACUAAAAUUAAAAACAUGUUGCAUGUGCAUCAUUAGCCAUAUUUGGCCGAUACGUUGGCUUGCAAAAAUUCUCUUUGAUAUAUCGGACACAGGUUUCGUACCUUAACUUUCCUAAAAAUACAUACAUUUUAAAAAUUACAAAAGUACACUUAACUAUCAUGCCUAAAUGAAAUGAUUUAUGAGCUGCUGCUGUCGCCUCUGUGCUGCUGCCACCGGAAUUUCUGCUUCCAAGUCUGGUACUGCUUCAUCUAAGAAGUUGUCUUCUGCAAGAACAGGAUGAGGUUCUUCGUGACUCCGCGAUAUGUUGCAGAGUGUAACACAACAUUUAAAAAUGUUGGCUGCAUACUGAGGAUUUACCCGCAAGUAAUUCAGGCAUGGGAAUUUUUCCUUCAGAAUACCAAGGGAGUUCUCAACCACUCUCCUAGUGCUUUUGUGAGCCCUGUUGAAUCGGACAACUGCAGGAUUCUCCACGUUGUUAACCACAGGAGGCAUUAACCAUUCUUUCAGUGGAUAACCACUAUCUCCAAGCAAAACAGUCUCAGGGAAUGGCCUAUUGUCGAAACGUUCGCAUAGUGUGCUGUUGCGUAACACUCUAGCAUCAUGGACACUACCAGGCCAAUUUGCACUUGUAUAAAAAAACUGGUACUCUGGCCCACAAACAACCAUACAAUUUAUUGAAUGGUUGCCAUGCCGAUCAACAAAAUGUUGCUCAUGUACUUGUGUAGCAUCAAUUUUGAUGAGCGUUCCAUCAAUGCAACCACAAACUUGAGGCAUUCCUGCAAAAGCGUGAAAUCUAUGAACCACAGAAGCAAUAUCAUUUGGCCAAUUUACAACUUGUUGAAACUUAACUCUGUUUAUAACAGACACUACAGUUCUGACACAGCGACACACAGAUGCUUUCGAUACACCAUGCAUAUCAGCAAUUGCAUGAUACUGCCGUCACCCGCGGUCUCGUGAUCGAGACUCGGGGCGGUCCUAGUGGUUUUAGUGGCUCUUAAUGAAAUCUCCGGCGGGCGCCAGGUUAAUUUGAGUAUUAACCGAGGUGGUCGUGGGUUUUUGCCCCUGCGUGUUCCACUAGGAUCGGCGGCUGUUGAUGGUGGGAGGGAGUCCCUGCUUUUAAUAC